AUGGAUUCGAAUAAACUCAAGUCUUUUGAGCACCUGGAGCUGGUAUAUAAACAAGUCAACGGCCAUGAUAUCAAAACGAGCGUUUUGAUGCCCAAAAAUGGGAUUACUGGCUCCCUUCCGGUCCUUGUUCAUUUCCACGGUGGUGGGCUGGUGAUGGGGGAUAAACUGUUUCUCCCUUGGUGGGCGAACUGGCUUAUUCAACUAGCAGAAAAGCACAAUGCCAUUAUUAUCAGUCCCAAUUAUAGACUCAUACCGGAAUCCACAGUAUCCGAUACGCUUCAGGACCUUGUGAGCUUUUGGGCCUGGAUCCACGAAUCUCUGGCCUUUGAGGUGAAGAAAAUGAAUCCCAACAUCUCCCCAAACACCGAAAGGAUCACUGUUAUCGGAGAAAGUGCAGUGCACGGAAAAUUUCCCGAUUUUCUGGGUCUCGACAAGCGUGUUUAUCUGAGCAAGGCGAUGCAGCAGGAAAUGGGCCUCCCCCCUAUCUGGCUGAUCCAGGGUCGUGAAGACACUGCAAUGCCUUUAGAUUGCGCGCAGCAAUUUGUGCAAGAUAUGAAAGCGCUUCAUCCGGAGACGCCUUUUCAUUACAGCCUAGAGUCAGGCGGUCACGGCUUUGACCUGAAGUCUACUCUAGAUGAUGAUUGGGUGAAAAAAGGCGUCGAUUUUAUUGAGAGAUUUUGGCCGUGA
Molecule: messenger RNA, 687 nt
Organism: Penicillium robsamsonii
Lineage: Eukaryota; Fungi; Ascomycota; Eurotiomycetes; Eurotiales; Aspergillaceae
Product: alpha/beta hydrolase
Exons: 4
Coding region: 1-687 (228 amino acids)
Molecular function (GO): hydrolase activity
Source: RefSeq, a predicted model, not a curated record